Messenger RNA from Triplophysa rosa, 1145 nucleotides. It is a transcript of the gene hmox1a, whose product is annotated as heme oxygenase 1a. Gene Ontology annotation, molecular function: heme oxygenase (decyclizing) activity; heme binding. NCBI's taxonomy places the organism in Eukaryota, Metazoa, Chordata, Actinopteri, Cypriniformes, Nemacheilidae. The record is from RefSeq and is a predicted model, not a curated record. Bases 117 to 914 code for a protein of 265 amino acids. Gene Ontology annotation, biological process: heme oxidation; response to oxidative stress; heme catabolic process. The transcript is spliced from 7 exons.
UCUAGUGGGUCAUAUGGGAAGGACGUAGCCUAUAUAAAAAGAACUAGAUCAGGCAGGGAGUUUACACUGAGAACAGAACAGAAGCCUUAGCAAGGCACUUCAACUACAGCACAGGAAUGGAAUCUUUGAAGAACAAACCAGUAGACAGCCCUAACAGCGAUUUGUCCGAGCAGAUUAAAGCAGCGACUAAAGACAGUCACAUAAGAGCGGAGAACACACAACUGAUGCUCAACUAUCAGAAAGGACGGAUCACACAAACACAGUAUAAGCUCCUGUUGUGUUCUCUGUAUGAGAUCUACCAAGCGCUUGAGGAGGAGCUGGACAGGAACUGUGACCACCCUGCAGUACAGCCCAUCUAUUUCCCUCAGGAGCUGGCACGGCUGGAGUCUCUGGAACAAGACCUGGAGCAUUUCUUUGGACCUCAAUGGAGGAAGAAAAUAUCAGUGCCUGCGGCCACACACAGAUACACCCAAAGACUGAGAGAGAUUGGCAAAAACAGCCCAAAUCUUCUGGUGGCACACACCUACACACGCUACCUCGGGGACCUGUCGGGAGGUCAAGUGUUGGGCAAAAUUACCCAGAAAUCCUUGGGGCUGAGUGGCAACAAAGGGGUGGCAUUUUUCUUGUUUCCUGGAGUGACGAGCCCCAACAAAUUCAAGCAGCUGUACAGGGGCAGAAUGAACAGCAUUGACUUAACCGAGCAGGAGAGACGGGACGUUCUGGACGAGGCCACCAGAGCGUUCGAGUUCAACAUUGAGGUUUUUGAUGAUCUUCAGAAAAUGCUCAGCAUCACAGAGGAAAAUUCCAGAAAUGACGUCACAUCAAACACUUUCGCCAGCUCUCCGGUUCUGCAGUUUGCUUUGGGUGUGGGUGUUGCUUUAGCAACUGUUGGAAUGGGAGUUUAUGCUUUUUGAUUCAUAUUAAAUACUGUAUAAAUACUGCGAGAUCUAAUCUACAAGCUUUUUAAACACUAAUCAAAGACACAAUACUUUUAAAGUUUGCAAAGGCAAUAAAAUAAUACUGUUACAGUGCAACCUAUUAAAAUAUGUAAAUAUUUUUCAUAUAGGCUACUUGGGAAAUAAAAACGUAAAUGUUUAAUUUGUGUCCUGUAUCUAGAGAUGAAUAAAGACCAACAUUGAAAUUCA